AUGGCUCAAACGGUGUUACGAGUCUUGAUUUUCCUUGUUCUCCUCAGCGUGGCCUACGCCGCCGAAGACUGCCCUAGACCUGAAGGCCCGAAGGAAGAAGGUUGCCCCGUGUGUGGAAAUGGCGAUUUUUAUGGCCUCGGCGUGAGGAUAGGAAUCUACACGCAAUGGUUGUCCUCGUGGAUCGCGAACAACUUCCUGGCAGAGGAAAUCAUUGGGACUCUGGAAACCAACUCGAUAUUCCUGCUGGCGCUCUUCUCAACGGUCUUCUACUACUCCAUCAGACAGAGAGACAUCCGAGUGGUCGACGUUCUGGUCAUUCAUCAGCUAUGCUUGGGCUUUAUUUUCAGCAUCAUGUCGCUCUGGGGCUAUCGCACCAUGUAUUAUAAGACAGAAGGCCCCGGCAGCCGCCGACGUUUCGGCGGAUUCGGCACACACUUUCGCCUAAUCCUCAUGGGCAUGAUCAGUGCUUACGGCGUCUGGUUCUGGAUCGAAGGUGUCGAAGAUGGGCUACCCCCAACGGAUCGACGUACGGCCUGUGGUGGCUUGGAGACGUUUUUCUUUGCACCGAUGAAGGUCGAAUCCUGGUCGACAAGGAGUGUUCAACUGGUCAUCGCGAUAGGAGCAGCCGUCUAUUACGGCAUCAUGGUGCUUGCGGCCUUUGCUGCCUUACUCGCAUACUGCGUACGUAAGAUCAGUCGCAAGCCCCAUGAUUGGAACUGGCAACUGGUCUCUCAGCAAGACUCGGCCAUCGCCUUGACAAAGCGAGAGUUUUCGUAUUGGUACCUAGGCCUCUCAUGCUUCAACCUGUUCUGGAUCAUUUUCGCCAUGGUCAGUAUCGAGGUGACGCUGAAUUUGAAUCACAUGAACAACGUGCUUGGAACGUUGGGUCUUAUAGGCGCGGGACAGCUGAUUCCGCUGGCCAUUGGAUUGAUCAGCCUGGUGCGAGUUCUCUACAUGAUCCUACGCGAGAGAGUUCUGUCCAAAAGGUUGCACAAGAAUGAAAAGAGUCCAGGUAGUGGGACCACUCAUGAGUCGCCGGCCGCCAGUCACACGUGUACCGAAGGACUCGGAUUUGGACCAUCGACCGCAUUCGAGUCCGCCUCCAGCCCCCUGCCGCCUCCUCCUCCUCUUCCUGCUACUACUGCCGCCCAUCACACAAAACGAUCGCUUCCACAUCGCAUCCUGCUGGCCUGGCUCCCCUGGCUUGGCAUCUUUGAAUGGUCACGGCACUCAUUGUCUCCGUCAAUGGGCCGGUACUCAAAGCUCGGCCGCGCCGGCCACCACAAGAAGGAUUCUGGAGUAAGCUUCAGCUUCACAGGGCCUAGCAGAUCGAGAACCUAUGAUAGGCAAACCUGGUCUGAAAACAGCCGUUACAGGCCAACGGAGAGUCAGAGUGCAGCUACUCUUCUGGGCUCGCCAGGCAUGCCACAACUGGCACCAGAUCAGGCGGGCUUGAUGGCCGCAAGCAAAGAUGGUGGCAUUGAGUUGCCCACUCGAUAUCACUCGCUUCGAAGCGCGGGUGACCCUGAUAUAGGCACGGGCAUGUAUGCUGGAAGUGGAUAUGAUGAAUACUAUGGCGAACCUUGACCCCCAAGCGGGGUUUGUGUUGCGGGCUGAGGACGGUAAUAAUUGGCCAGCGUUACCCUCUCAGGAAAAGCAAUUGAGCGUGACAGACCUCUGGACGGAGUAUCAGUGGCUAGGAUUCAUGACAAAUUUUGAUGAUUUUAACGAUUUUAACGAUUGACGACAUGGUGCACCAUGGAAAAGCAGG
This is a messenger RNA of Exophiala xenobiotica, 1771 nucleotides long. RefSeq lists its product as uncharacterized. The transcript has 3 exons. Bases 1 to 1587 code for a protein of 528 amino acids. The record is from RefSeq and is a predicted model, not a curated record. Lineage: Eukaryota; Fungi; Ascomycota; Eurotiomycetes; Chaetothyriales; Herpotrichiellaceae.